AUUUGUCCCUCUUCUCUAUGUAAAUUCAAUGUAAAUCAACUUGUGCUUUUAUUGUGAAGGCAACACGCCCAACCCAACCGGAACCCUUUGUGUAACGACUUUAGUUUUCCCUCUCCAUCCGCCCGGUUCUGCGGUCCAAACCGACCCAGAGCAAACAACCGAGAGCUGCCCGGUGGAGUUACCUGUCCGCGAGGAACAUACAGCCAACCACACAGGUGCCAUGAGCAGUGAGCUGAACGUGCCCAUGGGUUCCCCGGCCCCGGGGGGCUCAGAGCGGGGUCAGGACUCCGGGGGGAUGGACUACAGGGACUGGGUGCGGCGCAGUUACCUGGAGCUGGUCAGCUCCAACCACCACUCGGUGCAGGCCCUGUCCUGGAGGAAACUCUACCUGAGCCGGGCCAAGCUGAAGGCCUCCAGCCGGACCUCGGCGCUGCUCUCUGGCUUCGCAAUGGUGGCCAUGGUGGAGGUGGAGCUGGAGACGCAGUACAAUUACCCCUGGCCGCUGCUCAUCGCCUUCAGCGUGUGCACCACGGUGCUGGUGGCGGUGCACCUCUUCGCCCUGCUGAUCAGCACCUGCAUCCUGCCCAACGUGGAGGCCGUCAGCAACAUCCACAACCUCAACUCCGUCAGCGAGUCGCCCCACGAGCGCAUGCACCACUACAUCGAGCUGGCCUGGGGCUUCUCCACGGCCCUGGGCAUCCUGCUGUUUUUGGCCGAGGUGGUGCUCCUCUGCUGGAUCAAGUUCCUGCCCGUAGACUCCAUCGAGAUCAAAAAGACCACCACGUGCAGCCCCGUAUCAGCCACCGCCGUGGUGAAGACCACGGCACAUGUGCCGCGGAACAGCGGCUGGCAGGCUGCGCUGGCCUCCACCAUCAUCAUGGUCCCAGUGGGGGUGAUUUUUUUGGUGUUCACCGUCCACUUCUAUCGCUCUCUGGUGGGCCACAAGACAGAGCGCCACCACCAGGAGAUCGAGGAACUGCACAAGAUAAAGAUACAGCUGGACGGCCACGAGAGAGGCCUCCAGACUGUGUGAGAACAUGGCGGCGACUUUAAGGACUUGCCUUUUGUAUCCCGUAUUUAUCAAACCUUCCUUCCUCUCCGCCGUUUGCUCUGGUCCUCGUUGAUGCAGCGAGCUCCUCGCACAGACUGCCGACACAAGUCAGACUGCUAAUUUAUUCUGAGGGCAAAGCUGUGUUGUAGUCUGUGUUUUUGGUCUCAUUGUGAUAUGUGUCGUAAAAAGGUUUACAGAAAAAGGGCUACUAUGUUCUGUGUGCCGUAUUUGUUUUCAUGUUAGGGUUGGGCGACAGUAGCCGUCCAUUGUGCAUCUGGGUCCAUGCAAAACACCUGGAUUAACUGCAACAAAUCUCCUGUUGAAUCUGUUCUCUCCGGCCGGAAGCGUCAGCUAAUUAAUAACAGAGAAGAACCUUUCCACAGCGGUGAGUCCGCUCUGCAGGGCCUCAACCAGCCUUUACUCUCAUUAUCAUUAUGAGAGGAAAUGUUGGAAUCUGCUAUAAUAAAAUUAGGGAGAGUACUUUUUUAAAACAAUGACUUUUAUGUAUUUGAAUUAAUUAUGCUACAUUCAUAACUUCAAACAGGCUUUUUUUUUCUUAACAAAUGACUCAGAGCGAUCAAUCGGUUAUCAGAAUAGUUUAUGGACUCCAGUCAGUAGUGGGAAUCUCCCAGUUAAUUUUCUGUACUUGUAUAUCAAUUUAAAGGGCCAGUGUGAAGGAUUUAGUUUAUCUAGUGGUGAAGCUGCAGAUUGCAACUGAAUACCACUCGCCUUCCAAGGAAAUACAGUUUAUUUUAAGGUGACGAAAACACAAUAAUUCUUAUUUUCGGGUGAUUAUACACUAAUGAAAACAUACCUUUGAAUAUUAUAUUUAAUUUCUGACAAUAGAUCCUCCUGAAUGUUCCACACUGCACCUUUAAACUGAACGGUUUACUAGUUGUGAAUCAGGACCUGCAGUAUUUGGUACAAGCAGCUUAUGAAAAAUAACGUGUGCCAAAGUUUUGUUUCAGUGCGUUUGAGCAACAUUUGAUGUCUUAUAGAGUUUAUCUCAGUGUUGUAGCCACUAACAGCUGUAGUGUUUCUGCUUUAUCUGCCAACAGAAGCUGAUCGAUUCAGUUCCUCGCAAACCGUUAAAUGGAUUCAAUAAGAGAUUGUAGAUUUAAACGAACCAUCGAAACCCAAUCCCGCUGCAUGGAUUAUGUGGUGCGUUAACUUCGAUCAGGCUCACAUUUCACAAUAAAACUCAGAUUGUUGUUUUAAAGAGUCGAAUCAUGAAUCACACUGACUGCAACUCUCUUCUGACAGAUUGAGGGCAUUUUUUACAUGUACUCGUGCAGCAUGGUAAAAAAAACAACUACCACCAGAGUUGUGAAGUCUUAAAAAGUGUCAGACAAGCCUCAAACAUUUUAUCAUCUUCUUCCUAAUAGCUUUUCUUGUCUCUUACAAAGACCACAGAGCCUUGUGUAAAAGGUUGUGUGUGCAUACUGGCGCUGCUCAAAGUGCUUAAAUAUGAAUGUGUUACUGUCCAAAUAUAGUUCUGCCUUACAGAAUGAUUGCCUUUUUAUGAAAUGCUCUUUUGCUUAAGGUCACACACAGCCAGGAAUGUUAAACAUGACAAAGUUUGGCCUGAACGGCAAAGUGAGAAGGUCAGAAUGAGAAGACAAGAGUGCUCUCCAGUGUACUAAAUAGUGGAGACCUUUCUGUAAGUGUGUGUGUUAACUGAACACACACACACACACUUACAGGACGAGGUCAGAGUACGUUACUGCGUUUAUAAGUGAAAUGUACAAACUAUCACAUUCCAAAUAAGAUGACUGACCAAAGUGUUGUUCAGUUGUUUGUUUCUCCCCUCUCAGAGGAGACAAAAAGUGCACUUGUAGUCGUUGUUGUGUCUUACUUUGUCUCGUGUUUGUGCUUCUUAAAUGAUUACCGCAGAGGUCACGGAGACCUGUGUUGGAAGAUUAAAUUUCACAGCCUGCAACAGAUUCCAAAAUAAAACAUGUAAAGUUUUAA
Morone saxatilis (striped sea-bass) is the source of this 3022-nucleotide messenger RNA. RefSeq names its product ORAI calcium release-activated calcium modulator 2 (gene orai2). Gene Ontology annotation, molecular function: store-operated calcium channel activity. Gene Ontology annotation, biological process: store-operated calcium entry. The coding region runs from base 221 to 1033 and encodes 270 amino acids. Gene Ontology annotation, cellular component: membrane. The record is from RefSeq and is a predicted model, not a curated record. Lineage: Eukaryota; Metazoa; Chordata; Actinopteri; Moronidae. The transcript has 3 exons.